AUGGCUUCUAAUCAAAAUGAUACGACCGUUCAGGUCAACAAAGAAGAGCUCAGACGGACUGGUGACUUGAUCGUCAUGCGCCUGAUGGAGGUGCAGUCUUACAUCGCUGACCUGGGCAAGGCUUACCUCCAGCACGUGAACAACAUCACCGAGGGACGUGAUGCCCACAUUGAGCUCCCCAUCGGUCCCUCUGGAUUCAUGGGCCCGGACAUCCCCUUCCGCGCCGGCAGCCCCGGCGCUAAGUCCGAGGCCGGUGGUCCCAAGAAGCGCAAGCGCGCGCCUGUCGACCCCAAUGCGCCCAAGCGUGCCUUGACCCCCUACUUCCUGUAUAUGCAGCACAACCGUAGCAAGAUCGCCGAUGACCUUGGCGGUGAUGCGCGCCCCAAGGAUGUCGCCGACGAGGGCACCCGCCGCUGGCAGAGCAUGGAAGAUACCCAGAAGGAGGUCUGGAAGAAGAUGUAUGCCGCCAACUACGACCAGUACAAGCGCGACAUGGCCGCCUACAAGGCUGGCAACAAGGUUGACGAGGAGCACGAUCCCGCCGCCAACCAACUGCAGCAGGACUUUGCCGGUGCCGAGCCCGAGGCUGAGGCCGAGGCCGAAGCCGAUGUUGAAGCUGAAGCUGAGCCCGAAGAGUCUGCCGAUGAGUCGACCGAAUCAUCCGAGGAGUCUCACUCCCCCUCCCCCGUGAAGGAGCCGACUCCCCCGCGCAGCACCACCAAGCGUCGCCGCAGCGAUACCAAGGCCAAGGAGGCUGAGACUCCUGCCAAGUCGCCUGUCAAGCGGAGCGGCCGUAAGGCUGCGGAACAGGUGUCCACACCGGCUGUCAAGACACCCGCUGAGAAGGGUCGCAGAAGCAAGAAGCGCAAGAGCGAGGCCUAA
Molecule: messenger RNA, 882 nt
Organism: Penicillium verrucosum
Lineage: Eukaryota; Fungi; Ascomycota; Eurotiomycetes; Eurotiales; Aspergillaceae
Exons: 3
Coding region: 1-882 (293 amino acids)
Source: RefSeq, a predicted model, not a curated record